Vitis vinifera (wine grape) is the source of this 2015-nucleotide messenger RNA. Its product is annotated as probable serine/threonine-protein kinase At1g01540. The record is from RefSeq and is a predicted model, not a curated record. The coding region runs from base 249 to 1808 and encodes 519 amino acids. The transcript is spliced from 7 exons. Gene Ontology annotation, molecular function: ATP binding; protein kinase activity. Lineage: Eukaryota; Viridiplantae; Streptophyta; Magnoliopsida; Vitales; Vitaceae. Gene Ontology annotation, biological process: protein phosphorylation.
UUUAACGAUAGUGUCAAAAGGAGCAAGUGGGAGUGGGGUAUCUUCCUGUUCCAGAAGUCCCAUCACGACAGCUGCACUCUCUCUCUCUCUCUCUCUCCAGUCCUAGUCCCUACCCAUUGCCGUUAGAUUAGCCCAUUGGUGCCUCUUUAUCAUUCUGCUGCUGCCGCCAGCUCACUUUAUCUCUCUUCUUUUUUGAUGCGUCUUCCCAACAAUUUGAGUCUUCGCCGAAGGAGGAGGAGGAGAAGACAAUGCCUGAGGGUGCGUUUUUGAACGAUGAGCUCUCAAAACAUACCUCAAUUUUUGGUCUGCGCUUGUGGGUAGUUGUGGGCAUAUGUGUGGGGGCUGGCAUUGUUCUUGUUCUGUUCCUCAUAUCGCUUUGGUUCACUUCAAGGCGGAACAGUGCCAAGUCCUCCCACAAACCCACCAUCCCGAAUGUGUCCAAAGAAAUCCAGGAAAUCAGAAUCGACCAUUCCCGAAACCCAGCGAACCCCAACCCUGACCCCAAGACUCAUCAUCCUCCAAAUGCGAACCCACUCCCUGAAUCGGACCCCUUUGCCGGGGCGGAGCGACUGCUUCAGCCGGGAGAGGAGAGUCCCGUGGGCCUUCAAAGAAUUCACAUUGAGAUUGGGAAAGAUCACCGGAUUUCGUACCCGGAACGCGGCGGCGGGUCGUCUCAUGGAAGUGGAGAGGCUCGGUCCGGUGAUCAGGUGACAAUUGCUGUGCCUGAGGUUUCGCAUUUGGGUUGGGGACAUUGGUACACUCUGAGAGAGCUUGAACUUUCGACCAAUGGGUUUGCUGAUGAAAACGUGAUAGGUGAAGGUGGGUAUGGGAUCGUUUACCGUGGUGUUUUGGAGGACAAUACACAGGUGGCUGUCAAGAAUUUGCUCAAUAACAGGGGACAAGCUGAGAAGGAGUUUAAGGUUGAAGUUGAAGCAAUUGGGCGUGUCAGGCAUAAGAACUUGGUGAGGCUGCUUGGUUACUGUGCUGAAGGAGCCCAUAGGAUGCUAGUUUAUGAGUAUGUUGACAAUGGGAACUUAGAACAGUGGCUUCAUGGAGAUGUGGGGCCUCACAGCCCUCUUACUUGGGACAUCCGAAUGAACAUUAUAAUUGGAACAGCCAAAGGGUUGACUUAUCUGCACGAGGGGCUUGAGCCUAAGGUCGUCCAUCGUGAUAUUAAGUCGAGCAACAUUUUGCUUGAUAAGCAGUGGAAUCCUAAAGUGUCUGACUUUGGCCUGGCGAAGCUCUUGGGCUCAGAGAGGAGUUAUGUCACAACUCGUGUGAUGGGAACAUUUGGCUAUGUAGCUCCAGAAUACGCUAGUACUGGCAUGUUGAAUGAAAGAAGUGAUGUAUACAGUUUUGGUAUUCUUCUUAUGGAGAUAAUUUCUGGGAGAAACCCAGUUGAUUAUAGCCGGCCUCCGGGAGAGGUGAACCUUGUUGAGUGGCUUAAAGCAAUGGUUACAAACCGGAAUGCAGAGGGUGUUUUGGAUCCCAAGAUACCUGAGAAGCCAUCUUCCAGGGCAUUGAAGCGUGCCCUUUUAGUGGCUUUGCGCUGCGUGGACCCAAAUGCCCAGAAGAGGCCAAAGAUGGGGCAUGUGAUUCAUAUGCUUGAAGCUGAUGAUUUCCCCUUCCGAGAUUUUCAGGAUCGUAGAGCUGGAAGGGAACAUGGGCGCGCACAGCGUGAUGGAAUGAAGGAUAGGUUUCUGGAGAAACGGAUGAUUGAAUCAGGUGACAGUAGUGGGUAUGAAAGUGGUGCUCAAAACAAUAGAUCCUUGUGGAAAAAGCCAGAAGAACUCGUAGAAGAGCAGUAGUUUCAUAUUACUCGUAUAGAAGGUGAAUUGACAUACGUCAUUAUUGUCAUUUUUUUCCUCCAUAGCUGAGUCUAUGCAAACAUCAUUUGGUUCGCCUGUAUAUGUGAUUUAUAUCAAUUUGAGUUUCACUUUUGUAGAUUAUGUAGCAUCUUGUGUCAUGCUCUGUAUAGCAUCAUAAAUGAAUUGUACCCCUGAAUUAUUGUUUUC